AACAUAACAGUUUUAAUUCAGACAUAUUACGUUGAACAUCACAUCUCCCAACUAAUAAUGGAGGUUGAGAAGCCAAAAUCUCUUCAAACACCUUUAUCGUUGCCAGACAAAUUAUUGAUGGGCCCAGGGCCUUCUAACAGCUCUCCAAGGGUGUUACACGCUAUGAGCCGUCCUGUUUUAGGACACAUGCAUCCGGAGGUGUUUAAAAUGAUGGACGAUAUUAAAGAUGGCAUCAGAUAUGUCUUACAAACUAACAACAGAUUAACAUUGGCUAUAUCUGCAUCUGGACACAGUGGAAUGGAGGCGGUCUUUUGCAAUUUAACAGAGCCAGGAGAUACUGUUUUAAUCGCUGUGAAUGGUAUAUGGGGUGUUAGAGCCACAGAUAUAGCCAAAAGAUACGGUACCAUUGCAAAAACCAUAGAAACUGAGAUGGGUGACAAUUUUAGCUUGGCACGGAUUGAAAAUAUGAUUAAGAAUUGUAGGCCAAAAUUGUUUUUCAUUGUGCAAGGCGAGAGUUCUACUGGCGUGUACCAGCCCCUGGAGGGUAUUGGUGAUAUUUGUUACAGAUACAAUUGUUUGUUUGCUGUGGAUACUGUGGCAUCUUUGGGAGGGGUGGAAAUGUAUGCUGAUAAGUGGAAAAUUGAUGCGGUGUAUACAGGAUCGCAGAAAGUUUUAGGUGCACCUCCAGGACUGACGCCCAUUUCUUUUAGCCCGAGAGCAGAGAGGGUAAUUUUUACGAGAAAAACUCCUGUUCCUGUUUACUAUUUGGAUAUGAGAGAAGUUGGACAACAAUGGAACUGUUUCAAUGGACCUAGAAUAUAUCACCAUACAACGUGUUCAAAUCUUUUGGCUAGUUUACGUGAAGGUCUUGCUUUGAUUGUCGAAGAAGGGUUGGAAGAAAUUAUAAUGAGACAUAAAUUGUGUGCAAAUCGGCUAUAUGAAGGUUUAGAAAAAAUGGGACUUGAACUGUUUGUUGAAGAAAGUCAUAAAAGAUUACCAACAGUAACAACCAUUAAAGUACCAGGAAACAUAAACUGGAUGGAUGUUCUGAACUACGCCAUGAAAAAUUAUCAUUUGGAAAUUAGUGGCGGUUUGGGACCAACGGCAGGAAAAGUUUUCAGAAUAGGUCUAAUGGGUUACAAUGCAAAAAUUGAAAAUGUGGAUCGGGUUUUAAAGGUGUUGAAAGAAGCUAUUAAUAACUCAAAUAAUAAUAAAAGCAAAUUAUAAUUUUUUAAAUUAAUAACAGAUAUAUGCGUAUUUAACAAAUUGCUUUUCAUUUGUGAGCAUAAAAAAUUAAAAAUAAAUUAAAUAUAAAGAAAUA
Aethina tumida (small hive beetle) is the source of this 1321-nucleotide messenger RNA. RefSeq names its product alanine--glyoxylate aminotransferase-like. Gene Ontology annotation, cellular component: peroxisome. Bases 58 to 1227 code for a protein of 389 amino acids. Gene Ontology annotation, molecular function: L-alanine:glyoxylate transaminase activity; L-serine:pyruvate transaminase activity. The transcript is spliced from 5 exons. The record is from RefSeq and is a predicted model, not a curated record. NCBI's taxonomy places the organism in Eukaryota, Metazoa, Arthropoda, Insecta, Coleoptera, Nitidulidae.